CUCAUAAUUGCUCAUCAUUUCUUUCUCCCUCUCCUGCUCUCUUGACGUCUUCGUGUCCUUCUUCACGCUCGUAUACGGCGCUCCAUUGCUUUUCGAAUCAUAAAUCGGCGUAUCCUUCACCAUUUCUUCCAAACUGCGGACUGCGCACUCCGUCUCAAUGUCCGCGGCGAGCUCGCCCGCGAAGCCGUCUCCGGACCACAAGCCCAUCAAGAAGAGGAAGCGUCCCACCCUCUCUUGUCUGCCAUGCAAACACCGCAAGACCAAGUGCGACAAGGCGCAGCCAUGCUCGACCUGCGUGCUGCGCAAGGAGGCCGAGGCGUGCCAUUACGACGACGGCUCGACGCCGCCGCCGACACAGACUUUCGUCACGCAGGACGAGUUUCAGGCGCUCAAGGCGCGCGUGGAUGAGAUGGCGCGCAUGGGCUUCUGCCGCGGCCCGCACUCGAACGGGGUGUCGCCGCACAGCGAGCUCGCGCGGCCCCGCUUCUCCGAUGUGCGCGCGUACGAUAAGGUGUCGAACACGCGCGCCGAGGAGCUCGAAGUCGCCGUCUCAAAUCUCGAGGAUCUUGUUGAUCCCUACGAGAUCCACGGCACACCGCAGAUGGUCACCCCGGCGUCGGUGCCGCAGGACGCCGCGACUUACCGCCGUCCCGUGCGGGUUGGGCAGGUUCCACACUCACGGCGCACCAAGUGGCCGGACAUCACGGCGUGUGCCGUGCCCAUUGAACAGCGCAGUGCCCGCUGGGUGCGCGACAUGGACGAGAUCGUCAAGGCCAUCCCUGGCCAUCACGUGCUCAUGCUCAAUGUGGACCACUACUUCAAGGAACUAAAGCAGAGCCGGACGUUCAUCCAUGAGGGGGUCUUCCGCCGCGAGGUGGAGCAGUUUGAAGCGCUGCGUGCGUCAAACAUGUGGCGAGGUAUCGACCCGGCGUGGCUCGCCCUGCUGUGCUCUAUGAUAUGGACCGCAUCUCAUUCACUAGCCUUGGCCCGCACUUUGCUUCCGGGCAUACGUGUGGACGCCCCGGCGCUCAUCCAGCUCUCCUCAUCCAUGUUUGAGGCGCUCGAGACAAGUCUGGCAUGCGCGUCGUGGAUGUACCUCCCGCAGAUGAGGGUGCUAGCGGCGCUCAUCGUCGGAAUGCCGGCGGGCGGCAUCGGGUGCCACCCUGCGUUCAUCCCGGGAUAUUGCAAGCUGACGAGCGCAUGGAUGUGGAUGGACGUCGCGGCGGGCAUCGCAAAGGCAUUACAACUCGAUCGUCUGGGCCCAGACUCCAAGCCGGCCGUGCUCCCCGACGAUCCGAUGCUCCCGCCGGGUCAUAACGAUCUCGCGCGGCAAAUCGCCCUGCGCAUCUUCCAGGCGACGCUGUACGCCGACGCGUUCAGCAGCUGUGGCUUCUCCGACAUGCAGACGAUCCCGCCGACCGUGUUCCCGAUAGGCAGCUACGACAAUACGAUGCCGUCAAACUACUUUGAGAACGACCUGACGCUGCCCGAGCGGCUAACGCCGGCGCCGCUCAGCGUCAAAACCGAGAUCAUUUGGACCUUAUUCCAGGUCAGGAUGGCGGACCACUCGCGCAAGAUUACUGCGGCGUUGCGACACGCUUCCACGCUGGCUUACGAAACUGCGCUGGAGUACGACCGCGACAUCCAGAAAGACAUGCAGGAGCUCAUGGAACUGCGGCUAAACGGAAACCUGAACGAGGAGGAGAUGCUGGCGUGGUGCAUCACGCAGAGUUCGUACAAUCAGCGUGUGCUGCGAUUGCACCGCCCUUUCUUCAUCUUGAGCUUCAAGGACGAGCGCUACCACUACUCCCAGGCGACGGUUGUGAACGCCGCACGAACUAUGCUGUCCAAUUUCCGGGGUCAGGUUCGGAAAAACCCAUCGCGGAUCGCGCUGCGGCACAACAAAUUCCUGAUCGUGCACCAGCUGUCGGCGAUUCUUGUUGUCUUCAUCCAGUGCAAACUUGACCCGUCGUCGAAAGCACACCUGCAACCAGAGAUUGUGCAGGCGUAUGCGGCACUACAGGAGCUCGGCGCGGGCAAAGGCGACAUGUACGGUAUGGUGGGGGACAAGGUGCUACACUCGGUGGAGGCUAUGAUCGACUCGCUGCGCCUUUCCGAGGCCGUGGACUCGGACGACCUCGAUAGGGUGCUACAAGAAGUGGCGGACAAAGCGGCGCUCAACGACGCGGCGGUGAGCCCGCGCGCGAAAGUCGCACGGCAGGGCGCGGUCCCGAAUCCGCAGUUCCUUCCAGGCGUGUCGUGUGUCGACAACGUCCCGCUGCAGCUGGACCAGUGGACGGUUGCGCAGCUGAUGCCGGAACAGGCGCAGCUGGACACGGAGUAUGCCUUUGAGAGCUGGGAGGCGAUCAUGCUCGGCAUGGGUAUGGUGUAGCAUAGAGUGCUUAGUGGCAGGCGCGGCCCCACUUUUUGAGGCGGAUGUAGUUGUAUGGAAGCGGGGC
This is a messenger RNA of Cutaneotrichosporon oleaginosum, 2459 nucleotides long. RefSeq lists its product as uncharacterized. The record is from RefSeq and is a predicted model, not a curated record. Gene Ontology annotation, molecular function: DNA-binding transcription factor activity, RNA polymerase II-specific; zinc ion binding. NCBI's taxonomy places the organism in Eukaryota, Fungi, Basidiomycota, Tremellomycetes, Trichosporonales, Trichosporonaceae. Gene Ontology annotation, biological process: regulation of DNA-templated transcription.